This is a messenger RNA of Pteropus alecto (black flying fox), 1755 nucleotides long. It is a transcript of the gene CUNH14orf39, whose product is annotated as chromosome unknown C14orf39 homolog. Gene Ontology annotation, cellular component: central element. The record is from RefSeq and is a predicted model, not a curated record. Gene Ontology annotation, biological process: oogenesis; spermatogenesis; meiotic DNA double-strand break processing involved in reciprocal meiotic recombination. Bases 1 to 1755 code for a protein of 584 amino acids. NCBI's taxonomy places the organism in Eukaryota, Metazoa, Chordata, Mammalia, Chiroptera, Pteropodidae. The transcript has 17 exons.
AUGGAUGACAGCCUAUUUGUCAGUUUGGACAGACUUUUGCUAGAAUUUGUUUUCCAGUAUAAGCAAGAUAUACGUAGUAAAGAAGAUAUGAUUCAACGAAUAAAUAAAACCUUUGAAGAUGUUAAACAAUACAAAGCAACUAUUUGUAAGAUACAUGAAACUAUAAAUACAACAGAGGAGGAAAUUGGUCAUUACCGCAAACAUAGUAAGGAAAUCAAUAACAGCUGUAGUAACUGGAAGCCAACAUGUGAUGUUUUUCGUAAACAUGAAGACUAUAUGCAGGAGCAGUUUAUUAUUUAUCAAGAAACUAUUGAAAAAGACAAAAAAAUGUACCAUGGUUAUGUAUGUCAAUAUAAAGAUGUUUUGAAGCAGUACCAAAUAAAAUUCUCAGAAGCACCCCUUUCACUUGAAUAUUACCAGAAGAAAAGAGAACAUGAAGAAAUUCAAAACAGAGUGUUGGCAUGUACUGAACAACUGAAAAUGAAUGAAUCUAUUUUUAUAGAAUUUCUAGUGCCUGCUCCCUUUCCAUCACUUACUAAAUGGACAUUACAUAUGGUUUGUUUGAGAUGUAAAACACAAGAUAUUCUUAAACAUGCCAGAAAUUUUUCUAAAAUUUCAUGUGAAUUGAAGAAAGAAGUAGAUGAAGUGGAAAUAGAAAUUAAUUGUUUAAACCAGCAGAUUGCAAGACUUUAUGAAACUAAGAAUCUUUCAGAAGCUCUGGAAGAAAACAAUAAAAAUAUAGAGAACAGAAAGGAAUUGAAAGAAAGAAUUUUUGAAAAAGAUGAACACCAUAUAUUGAGUAAAAUCUCUCAGAACAGUCAAUUAUUUCUUUCAUAUGAGCCUCUGAAAUUAGUGAGACCAAUAAGUAUGCAUUCUUCAGAACCAAGAGUUACAGAUAAAAAAGAAGAAAGUUCUGUGAAGCAAUCAAAGCUUGCCAAUAUUGACUUCAGACAAAAAGAAGAUGCACAGGUGUUUAAUGACUCUGCUGUGAGUAACAAUUCAAAAUGUUCACAUGUUAUGGCUGUUAAAAGUUCACAAAAUUUUCUGCCACUCAGAUUGUUAACUCCACAGAAACAAUCAAAUUGCAAUAUAUGGUUUGAAAAAGGCAAUACAGAUGCUGAGUGUGCAGAUAAAGAGACAGUAAGACAAUUGAGAGAAUCAAAAUGUACUUCACAAGUUAUACAUGGAGAACAUCUUGGGAUGCCAAUAGAUAAUAAUGAAGAAGUGGAAGAAAGAGCUGAGAAUUUUCCACGAACUCCUGAAAUUCCUUUAUUUUUAAGAACACCUGAAGCUGUGAAAACACCUGAAUCUUUGGAGAAAUUACUGUUCCCUAAAACCCCCUUGUUUGAAAUUAACAGAAAUAGACAUACAGUGCCUGAAGGUCAAACACAAAAGGAAUCCCCUGGGUUUUCUUUUCUAAUGAGUUAUACUGCUAGAUCACCUGGAUUGAAUUUAUUUGAUUCUUCUAUAUUUGAUUCAGAAAUGUCAUCAUCAGAGCAGUUUAGUGAAAAUUAUUCUACAGGAAAUUUAAAUCCUCUCUCAUCACAAGAAAUUGGAAAUUUGUUUGGGAAACCAGAAGGAGAAGAUGCCUUUGCAUUUUCUUUUCCAUCAGAUUCUUCAACUCAUACAUUUGUAGCUGGAAAAGAUGAUUUUAGUUUUCCAUUUUCAUUUGAACAAGAUCAAAACUCAACACCUUCUUCUUCAAAAGAUUUUUCAUCCUCUUCACAGAAUACAACACAAUUUACUUUAUUUUGA